Messenger RNA from Danaus chrysippus (African queen), 4272 nucleotides. The record is from the annotation of a GenBank genome assembly. Lineage: Eukaryota; Metazoa; Arthropoda; Insecta; Lepidoptera; Nymphalidae.
AUGAUAAUAUUAACUGGAAACCACCAGGAGUCCAUUAACAUCCGGACACGUCUUAGCAUUCCUAACAUGAAACAAUCGACUUGGAAAGUUCACGACGACAAUUUAGCGGUCCUGUUAGAGCAUCCGGGCUCGAAGCAGGAAUUGAACUCGCAGGUAGAAACUUUCCAAAAUACCGUUUAUGACUACUUCAACGAGCAAUAUCCACCACGUAAUCAUUACGCUCGCAAAAAUAAAGAAAAUUCGUUCAAGAUAAAAAUGAGGAAGAAAAAACGGGAAUUAAUAAAAAAAAAUCUACGUAUAGCCAAAGCUCUAGGCGACAACCACCUUAGUCAUCAGCUAGCUAGGGCGUUAAGGUCAAUCCUUAAAUUAAUUCAAGGAAUAUCGGCACAAACUGCAGAAUAUCGCGGUAAUUUUGACCGGGCCAAACAGGAAGUAGAUUUUGAUAAAAACCCUUUUGAGUAUUCGAAAACCAUUUUUAAGAAAGAACGCGGACAGCUUCUCUUGACCAACGAUCAAAUUUACGACCAUUUCAAGAGCACAUACGAAGUGCCUAAAAGUGUAAGGCUCUAUACGGAUCCAAAUGAACAAAAACCGGAAAUUCCUCAUAUCGAUUUUUACGGCAUACCACCAACGUUAGACGAAAUAAGUAGUCACAUAAAGAGGAAAUCAUCUAAAUCUGCACCGGGCCCCGAUGGUAUCCCAUAUAUAGUCUUUAAAAAAUGUCCAUCGGUUCGUAAACACCUCAUAAAUAUAUACGGCAAAAUCUGGUCAAGGAAGCAAAUCCCGGAGUGUUUCGGGAAAGCAAUGUUUGUCCUCAUUCCCAAAAAAGAUCGAGUUACCGAUCCGAAGGAUACUAGACCGAUAGCCUUAACAAAUACAAUAUCUAAAAUCUUUUUCUCGGUCCUACAAACGAGAAUGACGCGAUUCAUGCUCAGCAACAAUUAUUUUAGGCCAAAUCACCAGAAAGGGUUUCUACCCGGGAUUUCUGGAUGCCUAGAACACAACACCUUGCUGUCGGAGAGUUUGAAAGAUGCUAGAAAAAGCGAGCGGCAAAUAACAGUUUGUUGGAUAGACUUAGAGAACGCGUUCGGGUCGAUACAACACGAGUUGAUGCUAUUCGCGCUUAGAUGGUAUAACUUUCCACCCUUAGUUAGCGAUAUGAUUGCGUCGUAUUACUCAAAAUUAAAGUUUUCUAUUAUAACUAAAGAAGGCCCUUCAAAAAGUUUGAGUUACAAUGUAGGACUAUUCCAAGGGUGCUGUUUAUCUCCAAUAGUAUUUAAUAUUGUAAUCAAUAUCCUAGUAGAUAAACUUAUCAGCAAUGAGAAAAAAUGGGGGUAUCGGUUUAAGUUCAAUAACAAAUACACGGAAUCCAUUUUAGCCUUCGCUGACGAUCUCGCAAUACUGACACGUCACCCCAAACACUGUCAAGUACUAUUGGAUGAAGUGGAUAAAUUCUGUGAGUGGACGGAUGGAUUGAGGACAAAACCAAGUAAAUGUCACUGUCUGUGUCUUGGUAGGCGGAAUACAAGAUACACCUCAUACGAUCCGGGACUAUCGAUAGGCGGUCAAUGCGUUUCUACGGUUACGGAAAAUGCACCAUUCAAGUUUCUCGGUCGUAAGAUUGAUAAUAUAGGUCGUACUCCAUCUUUAGAAGGAAUAGUAGAUAGCUUUUUAAAUGACCUCAACAAGGUAGAUAGCCAGCAGAUCAGUAACGUAAAAAAAGCAUGGAUCUACGAUAAUUACUUAACUUCACGUUUGAAUUGGCCUUUCCUCGACUAUGAUUUUAGUAAAACCCUUUUAUCUAAAUUAGAUGCAGGCGUCAUAAAGAUGUUGAAGUUGUGGCUCGGGCUCGCGCUAACGGCUGACUCAUCGGCUUUAUUCAGGGAUCGUAAUAGUUUUGGGAUGAAUCUAAAAAGACCAUCGGAGCUCUACAAACACCUAAGAGUUUCCAAGAGACAUAUCCUGGGAAAAUCCCAUGAUGACGUCGUUACAUCACUCCCAAAAGACAAUGAUGCCCCAGAGCUAGAGUCACGACUUCAAUUCCAUAAACAAUUUAUGAUCGGAGCGCAAAAUAACAGAGUAGGGUUAGGAUCAAGUAGGAAAGUCCAAGAUACGGAUAUAUUGAAGUCUUUUAUUCGGCAAGACGAGAACGAUAAAUACAAGAUCCAUGCAAUGAGUUUAGAAAUGCAGAACGAUUGGUUAGACAUAGGAGAUUUUUGCAUUCCACUAGCACUAAAAUGGCGCACCCUAAUUCAUGACUGGUCGCCAGCCUUGCUAAAAUUUUAUCUCAAUGCGUUCCAGAUGACUCUCCCAGAUCAGAGUAAUUUAGUAAGAUGGGGUAAAGGUACCGAAAAAACUUGCUAUAUCUGCGGAAAGGCAGUUGGAACUGCCAAGCAUUUGCUGGUGGGAUGUAAGGUUCUCCUGGACAGCGGUCAAUACUCGCGUCGUCACGAUAGGGUUUUAGAGAUCAUACGUUUUGUGAGAGAGGGCACCAGGGCUAUAAAAUCAAACGUCAAGCCUUACUCUAUCCUUAAAGCGGCUUCGGAUUGGACUAUCAUGAUGGAUACGUAUGAGAAACAAUACAAAAUCCCCGAGGAUAUUUGUGCGUCGGCCUCCAGACCAGACAUAUUUCUAUAUUCGCGUAUUUUAAAGCGCGUUGUGAUGAUAGAGCUUACGGUGCCUUGGGAAACCAACAUCCCCAAAGACCAUGCCAUCAAGGUCAAUAAGUAUUACGAGCUCACUAACGAACUAACUCGAAAUAGGUUCGUCGUUGAUUUGUACGCGGUAGAGGUGGGAGCGAGAGGUAUAACAGCUAAAUCUCUCUAUAACCUACUAAAAGACUUGGGCCUGUCCAGAACUAACAUUAAUUCAUUCUUAGAACGUACGUCGAAGGCAGCCCUAGUAGGUUCUUUUCAAAUUUGGUUAGGUAGGGAGAGGAACUUGGACAGUGGAGCCUUCGCUGACGAUCUCGCAAUACUGACACGUAACCCCAAACACUGUCAGGUACUAUUGGAUGAAGUGGAUAAAUUCUGUGAGUGGACGGAUGGAUUGAGGACAAAACCCAGUAAAUGUCACUGUCUGUGUCUUGGUAGGCGGAAUACAAGAUACACCUCAUACGAUCCGGGACUAUCGUUAGGCGGUCAAUGCAUUUCUACGGUUACGGAAAAUGCACCAUUUAAAUUUCUCGGUCGUAAGAUAGAUAAUAUAGGCCGUACUCCAUCUUUAGAAGGAAUAGUAGAUAGCUUUUUGAACGAUCUUAACAAGUUAGAUGCAGGCGUCAUAAAGAUGUUGAAGUUGUGGCUCGGGCUCGCUCUAACGGCUGAUUCAUCGGCGUUAUUUAGGGGAAGCAAUAGUUUUGGGAUGAGUCUAAAAAGGCCAUCGGAGCUCUAUAAACACCUAAGAGUUUCCAAGAGAUAUAUCCUGGGGAAAUCCCAUGAUGACAUAGUGACAUCGCUCCCAAAAGAUGAAGAUGCCCCCGAGCUAGAGUCACGACUUCAAUUCCAUAAGCAAUUUAUGAUAGGAGCGCAAAGUAACAGAGCGGGGUUAGGAUCAAAUAGGAAAGUCCAAGAUGCGGAUAUAUUGAAGUCUUUUAUUCGGCAAGACGAGAAUGAUAAAUAUAAGAUCCAUGCAAUGAAUUUAGAAAUGCAGAACGAGUGGUUAGACAUAGGAGAUUUUUGCAUCCCAUUAGCAUUAAAAUGGCGCACUUUAAUUUAUGAUUGGUCGCCAGCAUUGCUAAAAUUCUAUCUCAAUGCGUUCCAGAUGACUCUCCCAGAUCAGAGUAAUUUAGUAAGAUGGGGUAAAAGUACCGAAAAAACUUGCUAUAUCUGUGGAAAGGCAGUUGGAACUGCUAAGCAUCUGCUGGUGGGAUGUAAGGUACUCCUUGACAGCGGUCAAUACUCGCGUCGUCACGAUAGGGUUCUAGAAGUCAUACGUUUUGUGAGAGAAGGCACUAGGGCUACAAAAUCAAACGUCAAGCCUUACUCCAUCCUUAAAGCGGCGUCGGAUUGGACUAUAAUGAUGGACACGUAUGAAAAACAAUAUAAAAUCCCCGAGGAUAUUUGUGCGUCGGCCUCCAGACCGGAUAUAUUUUUGUUUUCGCGAAUUUUAAAGCGCGUAGUGAUGAUAGAGCUUACGGUCCCUUGGGAAACCAACAUCCCCAAAGACCAUACCAUCAAGGUCAACAAAUAUUACGAGCUCACAAACGAACUCACUCGAAAUAGGUUCGUAGUAGAUUUGUACGCGGUAGAGGUGGGAAAGUUUCGUCUUAUUUAA